CCUGUGAACAGCCGCGCCGUUUUCCUCUGUUAUUUGUAUGCUAAUGAGGCUCCUCCAUUCAUGCGCGUGCAGUCCGUAGUAAGACAUGCGCAGUGCGGAGGAAUAAAACGGACGGAAUUUCAAAGUUUCCGAAGGAUCAACCAGAAAUGUUUGGAUUUCACAAAUCCAAGAUUUAUCGCAGCCAUGAAGGCUGCUGCAUUUGCAAGACCAAGUCGUCCAGUUCUCGCUUCACAGACAGCAGCAGAUAUGAGGAAACCUUCCGCCUCUGCUUCGGUUUAUCUGAAGACCGAGUCGGCGACAUCUGCAAUGCCUGUGUUUUGCUCGUAAAGCGAUGGAAAAAGUUACCACACGGAUCGAAGAAGAACUGGAAUCAUGUGGUGGAUGCAAGGGCAGGACCUGGCUUCAAGCUGACAAAACCCAAAAAAGUAAAGAAUAUCGACGGGAAGAAGAAAAGCAAGCUGAAGAAGCUACACAAGUUUAAACGGCAAAAUUCUGAUGCCCAUAGCACUACAUCCAGCAUGUCUCCCUCUCAGUCUCCCAGCCACAGUAACCAAUCUGAUGACGGUUCAGACGUCGAGACCAAACAAAGGCGCCCGACACCAGCAGGCUUCUCAUUUCUUGACCUGUCUUACUGGAAAAGACAGAAAGUGUGCUGUGGCAUUGUGUAUAAAGGCCGCUUCGGUGAAGUCAUCAUUGACCCUCGCCUCUUUAAGCCCUGCUGCGGUCCAAAGCAGCACCCGACGGUAGCAGAUUUACCCGCAACCGACUCCCCGUGUGCCGCCAACACACUGCCAUCCCCCCUCGCAGAGGACUUGAAGGAGACCUGGUGACCUCGUUGCACUUCUCCUCGAGGCUCUGUUGCGUUGUCUCCAGUGGCAGACUCUACCAAUCCCACAUUACUAUAUAAAUGCUGAUUCCUGCCUUUUUGUUCAUUUGUUAGAGGGAUUUCCUUUUUUUUUUUUUUUUUUUUUAAGGGAAAGUCAAUUAAUUAAAAUAAGCGGGCAUUAGUAAAUAUAGAAUCAGGAUUGAAUUGACGGUUUAAGACGUGUAAUCCAUUUUGUCUUUCUUUUUUAUUAUAUUUUUUAUAUAUAUAUAUUUUUGGCACUGUAAAAUAUUUUGCAUUUUUGUAGUGCUUGUAUAUAUUUUUUUUUCCACAAUCCCAGUGCACCAAACGCCUCCUACCUGGCUCCUAGUUUCCUGUUUGUAAAUUGAGUUGUUUAUAAAUGUUCAUGAAAUAUGGUGUAUUGAUGUGUCCCUGAUGGAAAAAAAAAUUGAAUUUUUAAACACACCACCUCUCCUGUGUCUACAAGUCUAUGUGACUGAUGUGCUGGUACAGUAGGCAGUUUUAUAACAUACUGAUUAGGUUGAGGUUUGAACAGGCUGCUAAUUAGUGAAUAUCGGUGAAUACUGCUCAGAUCGUGUCUGUUAAUCUCUAAUUCCUGGUUUUUAUUGUCACAAAAUGCAGGGCACAAACCUAUUACCAGUCCAACCAAAAAUAAAAGUGCAUGAUGAUAUGGAAAUAAUCAAAGUGAUAUUUAUUAUAGCAUGCUCAAACAGCAUGUGCUAAAUUCAUCUUGGGUUAUAUUGUUUAACAUGCAGUGUGAUGUUUUUGUUUAUUUUUAAAAAUUUUGAUUACUAGUAAUUUUCACUACAGGUUGUAACAUCUGUUGAUUGUGUGACUUAAAGGAAAAAGGCUGUACAUCUCUUUUGGUAGCAGCUUCUAGCCAGUGCAUGUUUCUGACUUUUGUAAAUGUUUUCAUGUACAAAAAGAAAUUCAGCAAUAACGUUAACUGUUUGCAUCUUGACAGUGUGCAGAUUUUGAAUUCUACAAUGUGAUGGCUUUUUGCCUUUGGCGACGGGUUUUUUCUACUCAGGCAGCUUAUAAUCCGAAGUAACAAUGCAGAGAAAUUCACGUUUAAAUGACUCGUUUGUAGGAAAUAAGAAAUGACAUUAAGUCUUCGUUGUGUUCUUGAAAUGACUUCAUGAACAGCAAUAGUGCUCUCUCUGGCUUCCAGACUACCAAGUUGGUCACUUACAUAAUGUCAGUAAGGUUCAGGGAAACUAUUUACUCGGUACAUUUUCAGUCACUGUUAAUGUGCCUUAUGAAAGAUUUUAACUGAACAUGAGUUUGUCUUUUCUAAUUUAUACUAUUUAUUCAAACUUGUCUGUACGAUUGAUGCUGUAAAGAGGAUUUGUGCACUUUUUAUACAUUUAUAAUGUUUUUUUUUAAUGUUUUUUAAUCUUGUCAUUACAUCUUCAAUUUAAUAAAUCUUUGUAUGCAAAA
Tachysurus vachellii is the source of this 2284-nucleotide messenger RNA. RefSeq names its product SIN3-HDAC complex associated factor, like (gene sinhcafl). The record is from RefSeq and is a predicted model, not a curated record. The transcript is spliced from 6 exons. Gene Ontology annotation, biological process: negative regulation of cell migration. NCBI's taxonomy places the organism in Eukaryota, Metazoa, Chordata, Actinopteri, Siluriformes, Bagridae. Bases 147 to 830 code for a protein of 227 amino acids.